Molecule: messenger RNA, 682 nt
Organism: Notothenia coriiceps (black rockcod)
Lineage: Eukaryota; Metazoa; Chordata; Actinopteri; Perciformes; Nototheniidae
Product: CCR4-NOT transcription complex subunit 6-like
Exons: 6
Cellular component (GO): cytoplasm
Molecular function (GO): protein binding
Source: RefSeq, a predicted model, not a curated record
GUUCUUCUUUCUGUUUCCGAGACGUUCAGGGUCUGAUCGGCUUCAACAGCCGUGUCUGCAUGUCUCUACCAUUUAUUCCCUCUGUAAAUCGUUUUAUACCGCUCCCGAAUGAAGAUUGAUAGGUAUGCCAAAGGAAAAAUAUGAUCCUCCAGAUCCCCGCAGAUGUUACACCAUCAUGCCAGCGGAGGAGGUGGCCAAUGGGAAGAAGUCUUACUGGGCCGAGCUCGAGAUUUCUGGACGGGUUAGGAGCCUGAGCCCCUCGUUAUGGACCCUCACCCACCUGACGGCGCUGCACAUCAACGACAACAACCUGAGCCGCAUCCCCCCCGACAUCUCCAAUCUUUCCCACCUGGUGUUCCUGAACCUGUCGUCCAACAAGCUCCGCAGUCUGCCCGCUGAGCUGGGCAACAUGGUCUCUCUCAGGGAAUUGCUUUUGAACAACAAUCUUUUACGAGUUCUGCCUUAUGAACUUGGGAGGCUUUUCCAGUUACAAACCUUGGGGCUAAAAGGAAACCCUUUGUCCCAAGACAUCCUCAAUCUGUACCAGGAGUCGGACGGAACCAGGAAGCUUUUGAACUACAUGCUCGACAAUCUAGCAGUGCACCCAGAGCAGCUCCCACAAAGACCGUGGAUCACUCUGAAAGAGCGGGACCAGAUGAGCCCCUCAGGUACGUUCAGCGGG